UUUAUCAUAAAGCAUGGGAUUCUUAUUGCAUUUGAUUUCAAAGACACAACAACCUACUCGAUGGGUUGUACGUCGCGCUUACUCAGCCCAAUCCGACAUUACUGCCAGCGCGAUGGUCUUUAAGGACUAUGGUCAACCUUCUCAAGUCUUAAAAUGGCACUCCUAUCGUCUGCCUGCAUUGACGGCUGAUACAGUCCAUGUCAAAUUUCUUGCAUCGCCCAUCAAUCCAGCUGACGUCAAUAUGAUUCAAGGGGUCUACCCUAUCAAGCCUACCUUUCAGCAGCUUGGUACGGAAGAAUCGUUAGCCGUCGGUGGUAAUGAAGGUUUGGCAGAAGUCGUAGCUGUGGGUGACAAUGUGCGUUCGCUCAAGGUCGGAGAUCAAGUUGUCAUGGCUAAAAGUGGUUAUGGCACUUGGCGUACACAUGCCGCUGGUCCAGCUUCGGAUUUCCAAUUGCUUCCUGAAGCAGAUAAUGUUUCCAUGAUUCAAAAGGCAACCAUUUCAGUCAAUCCCUGCACUGCCUACAGAAUGCUCAAGGAUUUUGUUGAUUUAAAACAAGGCGACUAUGUUAUUCAGAAUGGUGGCAAUAGUGCAGUGGGUCAAGCUGUCAUACAGAUUGCUAAAGCAUGGGGCUUGAACACAAUUAAUGUUGUGCGUAAUAGACCAAACAUCAAUCAACUUGUUGAAGAAUUGACGGACUUGGGUGCCACACAUGUCAUCACAGACGAUGUUCUUGGAAGCCAUGAUAUGAGGAAGCAAAUCAAGGGUUGGGUAGGCAACAACCCUCCUUUGUUGGGUUUAAAUUGUGUUGGUGGCAAGAAUGCAACUGACAUGGCUAGAUAUCUUGGUGUUAAUGGUCAUCAUGUAACUUAUGGUGCCAUGUCAAAAAGUCCACUUUCAUUACCUGCUUCUUUACUUAUUUUCAAGAACAUUUCUUUCCAUGGCUUUUGGGUUUCCAAAUGGUCUGAUGUUCAUAGUAAAGAAGAACGUUAUGCCAUGUUUGAAGACAUCAUUCAAUUGAUGAGCAAAGGUCAACUCAAGGAACCCAAAUGGGCUCAAGUUGAAUGGAGCGAAGAAAGCAUGAAACGGUCUGUUGACCAAGGAAUUUCAGGUUUCGCCAGUGGCAAGCAGGUUGUCCUUUUUUAGUGUGAUCUUAUUUUUUGUAUUACCCACUGGAAUAAAUAAAGGCGAAACGUUUCUUUUGUCCUUUUUUUUUUUGUUCUUUU
This is a messenger RNA of Gilbertella persicaria, 1224 nucleotides long. RefSeq lists its product as uncharacterized. The transcript is spliced from 5 exons. NCBI's taxonomy places the organism in Eukaryota, Fungi, Mucoromycota, Mucoromycetes, Mucorales, Choanephoraceae. Gene Ontology annotation, cellular component: mitochondrion. Gene Ontology annotation, molecular function: trans-2-enoyl-CoA reductase (NADPH) activity. The record is from RefSeq and is a predicted model, not a curated record. Gene Ontology annotation, biological process: fatty acid metabolic process. The coding region runs from base 14 to 1144 and encodes 376 amino acids.